ACUACUGCGCAGGUUGCAUUGCUGUAAAUGCUUCAUGGCCACUGCUGACGUCGGAUUGAACAUACAUUGGGUUUUACUGUUUCGCUGCACGGAUAGCGCCGUAAUCAGUCUGGUAUUUACGAGGCUACCCUUACUGGGACUCAGCUAAUAACAAUAUCUGGACUCUCGAAGAGCAUAUAGUUCCAAGUGGCUCCCGGGUAAAAGUAGACGAUGACAAACAACAGGAUUCGUGGUGGAUAGGGUGUUGAACGUUUUAUUGACUCUAAUAGAUCAGAAACGUUGAAGAAAGAAUAGCUUCCACGAUGGAUCGGGACAGAGCUAGCCCAUCCCCCUUCACCCUGCUGGAGUCCCCUGGUCACAACUCUCCUGGUAGAGCCUUACUGCAGGGUCUGAAGAGGGUGUCUUUGUGGCUGGUCGACUGCAGGAAAACACCAGGGCAGAGUGGAACUGUGAGAGAAGGACACGAGGAGGAGGGAGAUGGAGAUUUGAUUUCAUCAAGAGACACCCCUAAAUGUGGGAGGGUCUCAUCAUCUGCGGAACUUCAACCACAUGUUGCUGACGAGGCAUUGAAGAGUUUCUCCAGAUCAGAACACUUCAAGAAACACCAGCAGAGAUGUAAAAGGAAGAAACCUCACCAUUGCUGCUCUGACUGUGGGAAGAGUUUCACUAGCCGGAGUGGCUUCAUUAUUCACCAGCGGAUUCACAAUGGCGAGAGACCGUACUGCUGCUCUCAGUGUGGGAAGAGUUACAUCUCUACAGGGGGUCUUAAAGUACACGAAAUAACCCAUACAGGAGAGAAACCUUACAGAUGCUCACAAUGUGGGAAGAGUUUUGCUGCAUCUAACACCUUAAAAUCUCAUCUGAGAAUCCAUACAGGAGAGAAACCGUACAGCUGCUCUCAGUGUGGGAAGGGUUUUACUGCAUCUAACACCUUAAAAUAUCAUCUGAGAAUUCAUACAGGCGAGAGGCCUUAUCCCUGCCUUGGUUGUGGGAAAAGCUUUGUUAGUGCAGGAGCCCUAACCAUACACAAGCGGAUACACACUGGAGAGAAGCCUUAUAGCUGUGAUCAGUGUGGAAAGAGCUUUGCUCUAGCUUCCGUGCUGACUUCACACCAGCGCAUACACACUGGAGAAAAACCUUACAGCUGUGAUCAGUGUGGAAAGAGCUUUGCUCUAGCUUCCACCCUGACUAGACACCAGCGAACACACACAGGAGAGAAGCCUUAUAGCUGUGAUCAGUGUGGGAAGAGCUUUGCUCUAGCCUCCAUCCUGACUACACACCUGCACAUACACACUGGAGAGAAACUUUAUAGCUGUUAUCAGUGUGGGAAGAGCUUUGCUCGAGCUUCCACCCUGACUAGACACCUGCGAGCACACACUGGAGAGAGAAAUUAUGUCUGUCUAUGUGGGAAGAGCUUUGCUAUAUCAGGACAUCUGAGUAGACACCAGCGAACUCAUACAGGAGAGAAACCUUAUAGCUGUGAUCAGUGUUGGAAGAGCUUUGCUCUAGCUGACAGUCUGAAUACACACAAACGAACACACACUGGAGAAAAGCCUUAUAGCUGUGAUCAGUGUGGAAAGCGCUUCAGUCAAUCAGGGACCCUAAAUUCCCACCAGCGAACACACACAGGAGAGAAGCCUUAUAGCUGUGAUCAGUGUGGAAAGCGCUUCAGUCAAUCAGGGACCCUAAAUUCACACCAGCGAACCCACACUGGAGAGAAACCUUAUGUUUGUCUAUGUGGAAAGAGCUUUGCUCAGUUAGGAUCAAUGAAAAAACACCAGAAAACAAAAACGUGUGGUCUUUGGUCUCCCUCCUAUCCGGCACCGGUUCCAGAUCCCUAAAUAAAGGGUCAACAGAAAACAGUCAUAUCCAUCUCCCAUUCUUAAACAGUUGACUUAGUCUGAUCACCAUGGUAACCUCUGGAG
This is a messenger RNA of Coregonus clupeaformis (lake whitefish), 1925 nucleotides long. RefSeq names its product gastrula zinc finger protein XlCGF57.1-like. The transcript is spliced from 4 exons. Gene Ontology annotation, biological process: regulation of transcription by RNA polymerase II. NCBI's taxonomy places the organism in Eukaryota, Metazoa, Chordata, Actinopteri, Salmoniformes, Salmonidae. The record is from RefSeq and is a predicted model, not a curated record. Gene Ontology annotation, molecular function: RNA polymerase II cis-regulatory region sequence-specific DNA binding; DNA-binding transcription factor activity. The coding region runs from base 303 to 1841 and encodes 512 amino acids.